CCAUGGCGGACUACGGCGGCGCAAUCUCUCUCUCCCACCAACCUCUCACCUCCUCCUCCUCCUCCUCCUCCUCCUCUUCCGACCACCGACCCCUCUCCGCCGCAAAACCCAAAAACCUCCUCUCCUCCUCGGUGGAAAGCGUCGGCAAAAAGCCACGUGGAAGGCCACCAGGAUCAAAGAACAAACCAAAGCCUCCAAUCGUUAUAACCAAAGAGAAUGAAUCAGCCAUGAAGGCAGUAGUAAUCGAGAUCUCAGCCGGAAACGACGUCGUGGAAUCCCUCCUCCACUUCGCCCGUAAACGACAUGUCGGCUUCACCAUUCUCAGCGGCUCUGGUUCUGUUUCCAACGUUACGUUACGACACCCAAUGUCGCAUUCCACUUCUCUAUCUCUCCAUGGUCCUUUCAGCCUCGUUUCUCUCUCCGGCUCUUUCCUCUGUAAUAAUACGACGCCGUUUUCCUCUCCUUCCUCUUCUUCCUUCGGGAUCUGCCUCGCCGGCGCUCAAGGUCAGGUAUUCGGAGGCAUUGUUGGCGGGAAAGUGACGGCGGCGAGUCUGGUGGUGGUGGUUGCAGCGACGUUUAUAAACCCAGUGUUCCACCGGCUGCCAAGCGAAACAGAGGAGGAAGGGGAGGAUGUCAAACCCAGCAACAACGGUGCUGAUGGGUCUCCGGCCGCCGCGGCUGCCACCGUAACGACAACUCCGAUGGGUGGGUGCGUGUAUAAUGCUCCUCCAUCUCCGGCGGAUCAUGGGAUGCCGUGGGGGCAGAGCUCCAGAUCAUCUUACUGAAAUUUGCAUGAAAUUAGAAAGUGAUUUAAUUGCUUUUGGGAAAUAGAAAUGAUUUUAAUGUAAGAAAAAAGUGGUGUGGAGGGUUUAGGGUUUAGGGUUUUAUCCACUGGUUAUUAACUUAUGAAU
Messenger RNA from Cucurbita pepo subsp. pepo (vegetable marrow), 911 nucleotides. RefSeq names its product AT-hook motif nuclear-localized protein 28. Lineage: Eukaryota; Viridiplantae; Streptophyta; Magnoliopsida; Cucurbitales; Cucurbitaceae. The record is from RefSeq and is a predicted model, not a curated record. Gene Ontology annotation, cellular component: nucleus. Gene Ontology annotation, molecular function: minor groove of adenine-thymine-rich DNA binding; DNA-binding transcription factor activity.